AUGAUACUAAAAAAAUUAGAUGUAUUAGGAGAGCUUCAGUAUAUAUUAAAUGAAGAAUUACAAUCGAAAAAUGAACAAAAACCAUUUAAUGAACCUGCCGCUGAGUCACAGGAACAGAAUAGUGUGUCGAAAGAUGCUGCUAUUGCCAACUCGGAAGAACAAAAGAACAAUGACAAAACUCCAAAACUUCAGCCAGAUCAAGCUAAACCAGAAGAGCAGAAAUAUGACGAACAAAAUCCGGAGGAUGACGUGAAAGAAGAGGAUGUUGAAAAACGGAGAUACGAUGAGCAAAAUCUUGAAGCUGGAGUUCAACAGGAUUUGGUGUCUAAAAUCUUACAGCAAACACUCAACGGACCGACUUUAACUGAAAUUAUUGAAAUUGAACCUGAUUCUGAAACGAUGAAAAUUUUAAACAAGAAUAAGCCACAAGAACAACAGACGAAGACAACGCAAAUCCCUAGUUGGGAAGACAAGUACUUGCCGUUAGCAAAAUACCCAGUACCAAAACCUCCUACAUUUUCCACGAAGAUAUCUGUACCACCUCUUCCUAUUUCACUGUCUUCGAUACGUUCUCUGAAGAUAAACUGGCCUUAUCAAAUCCCAACUAUUUUUAAACCUCCCAGAAUUGUAUACCUUGGUCAUAUCUAA
Messenger RNA from Leptosia nina, 648 nucleotides. The record is from the annotation of a GenBank genome assembly. NCBI's taxonomy places the organism in Eukaryota, Metazoa, Arthropoda, Insecta, Lepidoptera, Pieridae.